UUGCCGGAAUGAAAGCCAGAGUGGGGAGGUAACUGUCGCCAAUGGCCUUGCGAGAGACGCCUUUUCCCCUCCCCCUCUGCGCGCGGAGGUAGGCGGCUCCGCCCCCGUCCCGCCCCGCGCUCGUGCCGCAGUGAGUGAGAGGCGGCAGGGAGGAGGAGCGCGCGUGCGGAGGAGACGCGGUGGCCUGCAGGCAGGCGGGGGGAAGAUGUUUGAGACUCUGCGCGAGCGGCUGCUGAGCGUGCAGCAGGACCUCACCUCGGGGUUGAAGACUUUGGGUGACAAAUCAAGAGAAGCGAAAAUAAGCAAGCAGAGGACUGUUCAGUAUUUGCCAAAGUUCUCUGCUGGAUUGGAAUUGCUCAGCAGGUAUGAAGACACUUGGGUGGCCCUUCACAAAGGAGCUAAGGAAUGUGCAAAAGCUGGAGAGCUAGUGGAUAGCGAAGUUGUGAUGCUCUCUGCACACUGGGAGAAGAAGAGGAGUAGUCUAAUAGAGCUGCAGGAACAACUCCAGCAAGUUCCAGGGUUUUUAGCAGAUCUGGAGUCCAUGACAGCAAAUCUGGCCCAGCUAGAGAUAAACUUUAAGGAAAUGGAAAAUCAUCUGUUGCAUCUUGAAGACCUGUGUGGGCAGUGUGAGUUGGAAAGGUACAAACAUAUGCAGGCACUACAGCUGGAAAACUACAAGAAAACAAAAAGGAAAGAACUUGAAACCUUCAAAGCUGAGCUAGAUGCUGAGCAUGCCCAGAAGGUUUUGGAUAUGGAGCAUACCCAGCAGAUGAAGCUAAAGGAGCGUCAGAAGUUCUUUGAAGAAGCCUUCCAGCAGGAUAUGGAGCAAUACCUUUCUACAGGAUACCUGCAGAUAGCAGAGAGACGAGAGCCAAUAGGAAGUAUGUCUUCCAUGGAGGUGAAUGUGGACAUGCUGGAACAGAUGGACCUGAUGGACAUGUCUGAUCAUGAAGCACUAGAUGUCUUCUUGAACUCAGGAGAGGACGAUAGCAUACUAUCUCCCAUUUUGGGGCCUGAAUCCAAAACCGGUCAGAAUGAAAUAAGCCUCCAGGUUCCAAGCCAGUCUAAAUUAAGGCAAAAAUUGUCUUCAUCAUCAUCAACCUGGACUGACUCUGCCAGCCAGGGUACCAGUGAAGUAGAGUCUCCUGUUAUCCAGUCUGAUGAGGAGGAAGUUCAAGUGGACACUGCCCUUGCUGCUGUAAAUACUGAAAGAAAAGGUACUUCAGAUGUCAGUGAUGAAAGUGACUCUCAGACUGUUUGAAUCCUAGCACCGUAUCUUCUAAGAAUCUUUGACUUUUGAAUGAACGAAGAGCUCGCCCAUGUUGUAGGAAUUAGUUAACUAAUCAUGAAAGUCUAUAACGUUGCCAGCCAUGUGGAUUUUUUUUUUAAAUUGCCUAAACCACACACUUUAUUAUUAAAGUUUUGGGGUUUUUUGGA
This is a messenger RNA of Malaclemys terrapin pileata, 1437 nucleotides long. RefSeq names its product dystrobrevin binding protein 1 (gene DTNBP1). NCBI's taxonomy places the organism in Eukaryota, Metazoa, Chordata, Testudines, Emydidae. Gene Ontology annotation, cellular component: BLOC-1 complex; plasma membrane; synaptic vesicle membrane. The coding region runs from base 206 to 1261 and encodes 351 amino acids. The transcript is spliced from 10 exons. Gene Ontology annotation, biological process: negative regulation of protein kinase activity; regulation of synaptic vesicle exocytosis; anterograde synaptic vesicle transport. The record is from RefSeq and is a predicted model, not a curated record.